Messenger RNA from Anolis sagrei ordinatus, 2883 nucleotides. It is a transcript of the gene UBTF, whose product is annotated as upstream binding transcription factor. NCBI's taxonomy places the organism in Eukaryota, Metazoa, Chordata, Lepidosauria, Squamata, Anolidae. The record is from RefSeq and is a predicted model, not a curated record.
CCCCUCCCUUCUGGUUGGAGUACAACAGUGUUGCACAAGCAAAAGAGCAAUAAAAACACAAGAGAGAGGCAAAAAGGAAAGGCGGACAGAAGAGCACAGAGAGGGAAGAGAGAGGAGAAAGGGAGGAAGCAGCCAAGAUGGGUCCUGCCUUGGAGGAGAAGAAGAAGAAGGAAGGGAAGCAGGAGCAGCUCUGGCCUGAAGGAUCCGGAUUGGAAGAGAGAGAGAGGAGGGAGAGAGAGAGAGAGAGGAGGCAGAGGCAGCAGCAGCAGCAACAGCGAGCGCGAUGGAGGCGGGGGAAAGCCGCGCCAGCUCUCUCUGCGGGGACGGGAGCGAGGAGUCCACGCCCGGGGCCAGCGCUGCAGAGCUGGCGUGCAGUCAACCCGCGCUCCUCCGGAAACAACGAGCCUCUCUCUGCUGCCUUUUCCCCGAGAAGCAGAGUGACGGUUGAUUGGCGCCACCGUGAAGGGGGAAGAGAGGGAGUUGGAAGGGGGAGACCCAGGAGGUGUCACCCUAGGGUCUGAGAAGUGGAGGAUGAACGGAGAAGCGGACAGUCCAACCGAAUUAGACAUGACAGCCCCUAAGAAUCAAGACCGUUGGACCCAGGAAGAUAUGCUGACCCUCUUGGAGUGCAUGAAGAACAAUUUGCCCUCCAAUGAUGGCGGCAAGUUCAAAACCACUGAAUCCCACCUGGAUUGGGACAAAGUUGCUUUCAAGGACUUCUCCGGCGAGAUGUGCAGGUUGAAAUGGAUUGAGAUCUCUACUGAGGUAAGGAAGUAUCGAACCCUGACAGAACUGAUAAUGGAUGCUGAAGAGCAUGUAAAAAAUCCCUACAAGGGCAAAAAGCUGAAGAAACAUCCCGACUUCCCCAAGAAACCUUUGACCCCAUACUUCCGUUUCUUCAUGGAGAAGCGAGCAAAGUAUGCAAAACUGCAUCCAGAAAUGAGUAACCUGGAUCUUACCAAGAUACUUUCCAAAAAGUAUAAGGAGCUCCCUGACAAGAAAAAGAUGAAGUAUAUCCAGGACUUCCAGCGAGAGAAACAAGACUUUGAGCGAAAUUUGGCAAGAUUUAGGGAAGACCACCCUGACCUCAUACAGAAUGCCAAGAAAAAUGACAUCCCAGAGAAACCCAAGACUCCCCAGCAGCUCUGGUACACCCAUGAGAAGAAGAUAUACCUGAAAAUGCACCCUGAUGCCACCACGAAGGAAGUGAAGGAUUCGUUGGGCAAGCAAUGGUCUCAGCUCUCGGACAAAAAAAGGCUGAAAUGGAUUCAUAAGGCUCUGGAGCAGCGGAAGGAGUAUGAGGAAAUGAUGCGAGAUUAUAUUCAGAAGCAUCCAGAGAUGAACAUUGAGGAAGGGGCGCCACCCCGUUCUACCCUGACUAAAGCCGAGAGGCAGUUGAAAGACAAGUUUGAUGGGCGACCCACCAAGCCCCCUCCGAAUAGUUACUCGCUGUACUGUGCUGAGCUGAUGGCAAACAUGAAAGAUGUCCCGAGCACAGAACGGAUGGUGCUCUGCAGUCAGCAAUGGAAGCUGCUUUCCCAAAAGGAGAAAGAUGCCUACCACAAGAAGUGUGAUCAGAGGAAGAAAGAUUAUGAAAUUGAACUUUUGCGUUUCCUGGAGAGCUUACCUGAAGAGGAACAGCAGAGGGUUCUGGGAGAGGAAAAGAUGCUGGGAGUAAACAAGAAAGUUGCCACCAGUCCUGCCUCCAAGAAGCCCUCACCAGAUGCCAGCAAGGGAGGUUCUGAGAAACCCAAACGGCCCGUUUCUGCUAUGUUUAUCUUCUCGGAGGAGAAACGCAAGCAGCUGCAGGAAGAGCGACCUGAACUGUCGGAGAAUGAACUGACCCGGCUGCUGGCACGGAUGUGGAAUGACCUUUCAGAGAAAAAAAAGGCCAAGUACAAAGCUCGUGAGACUGCCAUGAAAGCUCAGACAGAGAAGAAGCAUGGUUCCGACAAAGAAGAUCGAGGCAAGCUUCCAGAGACACCCAAGACAGCUGAAGAGAUUUGGCAGCAAAGUAUUAUCGGCGAUUAUCUUGCUCGCUUCAAGAACGACCGGGGGAAAGCACUAAAAGCCAUGGAGGCCACAUGGAACAACAUGGAGAAAAAAGAGAAGCUGAUGUGGAUCAAGAAAGCUGCUGAAGAUCAGAAACGAUAUGAUCGAGAAUUGAUUGAGAUGAGGGCACCACCACCUUCAACAAAUGCCUCCAAGAAGAUGAAGUUCCAGGGUGAGCCCAAGAAACCCCCCAUGAAUGGGUAUCAGAAGUUUUCUCAGGAGCUGCUUUCAAACGGCGAACUGAACCACCUUCCUCUGAAGGAGAGGAUGGUGGAGAUUGGGAGCCGCUGGCAGCGCAUCUCACAGGGUCAAAAGGAGCAGUACAAGAAGUUGGCUGAGGAACAGCAGAAACAGUACAAAGUGCAGCUGGAAAUGUGGAUGAAGAGCUUGUCACCACAAGAGAAAGCUGCAUACAAAGAACACAUCUCCAGUAAACGCAAGAAUAUGGGAAAGAUGCGUGGCCCAAACCCUAAAAUGAAACCUUCAAUACAGUCCAAAUCUGAAUCAGAGGAUGAAGAUGAUGAUGACGACGAUGACGAUGACGAUGAAGAGGAAGAUGAGGAUGAGGAUGACAAUGGUGACUCUUCCGAGGAGGGAGGAGAUUCCUCUGAUUCAAGCAGUGAAGAGGAGAGUGAAGAUGGAGAUGAGAACGAAGAAGAAGAUGAUGAAGAAGAUGAGGACGACGACGACGACGACAACGAAUCAGAGGGAAGCAGCAGUUCUUCCUCCUCCUCGGGAGACUCUUCAGAUUCGGACUCCAAUUGAACCGUCCCCUUCCUACGGCCGCCUUUCUUGCUCUACUCUAUUCGGUUUUAUUUUUUCCGGAUAACA